This is a messenger RNA of Brienomyrus brachyistius, 1366 nucleotides long. Its product is annotated as zgc:172076. The transcript has 9 exons. The coding region runs from base 121 to 1302 and encodes 393 amino acids. Gene Ontology annotation, molecular function: creatine kinase activity. The record is from RefSeq and is a predicted model, not a curated record. NCBI's taxonomy places the organism in Eukaryota, Metazoa, Chordata, Actinopteri, Osteoglossiformes, Mormyridae. Gene Ontology annotation, biological process: phosphocreatine biosynthetic process.
AUGUGUGCCCCCCCCCCACCCAGCCGGGUUGUGUGUCGUGUGGGAGGCACGUCCGCUCAGCGCUCACUGUUUAUUAAUACUUUCCUGGGCUAAGAGUGGCAGCAUCGACACGUUGGCAAGAUGUGGAAAUUAAAACCCCCCAUCGAGCAUCCGCUGGAAGUGAAGUACAAGCCUGUGCUGGAGAGCAGGAUGCCCCGGGACCCCAUGACCCUCUUCAGGCUGAAGAGGCUGUCAGCCAGGGAGGAGUUUCCCAGCCUCGAUGGCAAUUACACCUGGAUGGGCCGCAUCCUCACGCCCCACAUGUACGAGCGGCAGUUCAGCAGGGCCACGGAAAGUGGGGUCAUCUUUGAUGAUGUCAUACAGCCAGGGCUGGAAGACCCAGGGAUGCCCUCGGGACCCAUGUCCGUGGGCUGUCUAGCCGGAGACGCCCAGUCCUACAUCCUCUUCUGUGACUUUUUCGACCGCGUCAUCGAGGGUUACCAUGGCUACAAAAUCGCCAGCUCCUCGCAAGAGAGCGACUUCAACUACGACAAUUUGAAGGGAGGCGACGACCUGGACAGCUCCUAUGCACUGGGCUGCAGCGUCAGUGUCCGCCGCAAUGUGGACGGAUUCACCUUCCCCACCCACUGCAGCCGCGGUGAACGGAGACACCUUUACGCACUGGCUAGCAGAGCCCUCAGUCAGCUAGAUGGCGAAUUCCCCGGUCAUCUGUAUUCCCUGGAGGAACUGAAGGACAGGAAGCUGGCAGCAGGACCGGUGGUGCCAUCUUCCCUCCUGAUGAGGAUUGGAGCUGCUAGGGAUUGGCCUGAUUCCCGGGCGGUAUGGGUCGCCAAAGAUGACAGUUUGGUUGUGCGGAUUAACUUUGAAGAUCACCUUCGGCUUGUCUCCAAGCACAGUGACUCAAACAUUAAAAAGGCUUUUGAAACUGUGUGCGUCAACCUCCAAAGACUGGAGGUGAUUUACAAGCAGAUGAGGCAUGAGUUCAUAUGGAAGGAGCACUUGGGCUGGGUGGUGAGCUCUCCGGCAGAAGUGGGAACUGGACUGAGGGCCAGUGUCCAGGUGAAGCUGCAGCGUGUGGCCCGACACAAGCGCCUGGAGGACAUAUUAGAAAGACUGCGCCUCCGCAUGGACGCCACUGAGUCCAGUGGGGUGUACAGGGUCAUGAACGCCCACACCAUCGGCCUGACAGAGGUGCAGAUCGUGCAGCUGCUGGUGGAUGGAGUUAAGCUACUCAUCGAGAUGGAAAAAGCACUGAAGGAUCCGGAGGGGGGCAUUGAGCACUUAGUCCCAACUCAGAAGUAGAGAGGAUGUUGUUCUCAGAAAGUGUGAUCGAUGCCAAAGAUCAAUAAAGUGCCAGAAAUAGUAA